Messenger RNA from Lolium rigidum, 1216 nucleotides. Its product is annotated as transcription factor MYB56-like. Gene Ontology annotation, cellular component: nucleus. The coding region runs from base 139 to 975 and encodes 278 amino acids. The record is from RefSeq and is a predicted model, not a curated record. Gene Ontology annotation, biological process: regulation of DNA-templated transcription. Lineage: Eukaryota; Viridiplantae; Streptophyta; Magnoliopsida; Poales; Poaceae. The transcript is spliced from 2 exons. Gene Ontology annotation, molecular function: RNA polymerase II cis-regulatory region sequence-specific DNA binding; DNA-binding transcription factor activity, RNA polymerase II-specific.
CUGACUUUAGCCAAUAACUCAUUCUAGACCAAGAACGCAUUGGUUUCCUGUCUUCGCUUAACGGAGCAAUAAGGAGUUCUCUCGCUAGCAAGCCAGGCAGGUCUUCGAUCGUCAUACUCUUCUCUCCAGCCACGGUUGAUGGCGGCGGUGUCGUCAUCGACCACCAACACCUCGGACGGCAGCGGGAAGCCGUCGUUGUGCCCGAGGGGUCACUGGCGGCCAGGGGAGGACGAGAAGCUGCGGCAACUCGUGGAGAAGUAUGGCCCCCAGAACUGGAACUCCAUAGCCGAGAAGCUCGAGGGCAGAUCAGGCAAGAGCUGCCGUCUCCGGUGGUUCAACCAGCUUGACCCGCGGAUCAACAAGCGUCCCUUCACGGAGGAGGAGGAGGAGCGUCUGCUGGCGGCGCACCGCGUCCACGGCAACAAGUGGGCGCUCAUCGCCCGCCACUUCCCCGGCCGUACCGACAACGCCGUCAAGAACCACUGGCACGUCGUCAGGGCUCGGCGCAGCCGCGAGCGCUGCCGGCUCCUCGCUAAGGCCUCCUCAUCCACCUUCCCGGCCUACUCCUACGGCGGCGGGGGCGCCCAGCUCGACUUCGCCGGCGCGUCGGCGGGAUCUCUUUGCUUCGGCUUCUCCAAGCCUGGUAGCGGCGGCUUCUUCACCUCACCGGCGGCGCCUUCCUCUACCCCGGUACUGUUCAAUGGUUACGGUGCUUCAGGCAGCAAGAACUUGCUGUCCAGGUACAGCAGCUACAUCGUGGACGGCGGCAAGCAACCGGCGCCAUCUUCGCUCUCCAUCGCUUUCUCCUCUCCAUCUCCAAGAGAAGCACUAGCUUUCGAUGGCCGUGGCGCCGGCCAUGACCAUCACCAGAGGAAGGACUACCAUAAUGUUGACAGUGGCGAAACGCCGAAGACAGCGAAGACUAAAGACGCGCCACCGUUCAUCGACUUCCUCGGCGUCGGUGUGUCCUCCUGAAUUGAGGCCUGGACAGAUCGAUCGCAGGAAGCGGGCUCUGCGGCAUCCGUCAAUCCGUUGAUCGAUCUGUGUUGUUAGAGCAUAGCAUCGUCAUUAAUUGGUAAUUAACUGGUUAGAUAGGCGUAUGCAUGCAUGCAUUGUUAAUGGCAGCGAUCAAGGAGGGCGUUAAUUAGAACUGUGAUGAUCGUGUGUCGAACCAUCAAAUAAAGUUUCUGGCACAUCGUUGGUUUCUUCUGGUUAA